This is a messenger RNA of Musa acuminata subsp. malaccensis (wild Malaysian banana), 918 nucleotides long. Its product is annotated as small ribosomal subunit protein uS4y. Gene Ontology annotation, biological process: translation; ribosomal small subunit biogenesis. Gene Ontology annotation, cellular component: cytosolic small ribosomal subunit. Gene Ontology annotation, molecular function: structural constituent of ribosome; rRNA binding. NCBI's taxonomy places the organism in Eukaryota, Viridiplantae, Streptophyta, Magnoliopsida, Zingiberales, Musaceae. The record is from RefSeq and is a predicted model, not a curated record.
GCCUGUCUUUUAGGGUUCUUCUUCCCAUCUCUUCCGUGAGAGACCCGCGCUUGCGCCGGCGACAGAGAAGAACGCGAACCAGCCAUGGUUCACGUCAGUUUCUACCGCAACUAUGGCAAGACGUUCAAGAAACCUCGCCGCCCGUACGAGAAGGAGCGGCUGGACGCGGAACUCAAACUGGUCGGGGAGUACGGGCUGCGGUGCAAGCGCGAGCUAUGGAGGGUCCAGUACGCUCUCAGCCGGAUCCGGAACGCGGCCAGGGAUCUCCUCACGCUCGAUGAGAAGAACCCCCGACGGAUCUUUGAGGGAGAGGCCCUGCUCCGCCGUAUGAACCGCUACGGGCUCCUUGAGGAGGGCCAGAACAAGCUCGACUACGUCCUUGCCCUCACCGUGGAGAACUUUCUGGAGCGCCGCCUCCAGACGCUCGUGUUCAAGUCUGGAAUGGCCAAGUCCAUCCACCAUGCUCGGGUCCUGAUAAGGCAGCGGCACAUCAGAGUUGGAAGGCAAGUUGUGAACAUCGCAUCAUUCAUGGUCAGAGUUGAUUCCGCAAAGCACAUAGAUUUCUCACUUACCAGUCCAUUCGGUGGAGGCCGACCCGGUAGAGUGAAGAGAAAAAAUCAGAAAGCCGCCGCAAAGAAGGCAACCGGAGGAGACGGUGACGAGGAUGAUGAGGAAUGAGCAAUAUGCUCUAGUUAUCUCGUUUCCAUGUGUUCAUCAUCACAUGGAUGAUUUUUAUGUUUCUGCAUUUUGGGAUAUUGGAACUAUCUUUAUAUUUUGAUAUGCUGCCUUGAUAGGAGUAUUUCGAGUUUGUGUGAUGAUCUUUCACAUUAGUAUUGUCUGGUCAUUGUAUUUCAUCCGAGUUUUGAUCAUGCUCCUGACUUGUCUGGCAUAGAAACUAUGCUGUGGAUGUUAACGUGA